AUGCCGUCAGAAAAAUCAGACAAGAAGCGCAAGCGCUCCUCUGACCGCCAUGAGCGGCCGAGCAAGAAGCCCGCUCUCCAGCUGCACGCGCUGCCGCCGCUAGCAGCCAGUGUCGUUGAGGACAAAAGCGAACUCGCCCCAGUGAUUGCCUCCACGCCGGGCCUCCAGUGCUCCACAUCUCUUCGCUGGAACCCAUACAUCAAAACCCGCGAAAAUGUCCCUCGAUCGGCCACCUCUAAUCGGAACCCGGGCAUUGUCUUAUCAGAGGUCUUGCUGCAGUCCUCGGACCAUGCGAAGAUGGACUUUGUCGGCCGUGAGGGCACGGGCGACGAUGCGGACUCGCAGCUGAAGCACUACGUCGCCGUGGUCGAUCCCGAGCGCAAGACAUGGCAAUUGGUGGAGGUGCGAAGAGCUACAUUGCGAGGUGCAGUGAGGACCAAGAGAGCUGCCGAGGAGGAGUUCGAUGAAGAAAUGAACAACAUGCGCGCGCAACGUACUGCGCUGACCAACACCUUCGGAACGAAACAAUCGCGCAAGGCCGUGCAGUCAAUGGCGGAGAACGCUCAGCUGUCCAAUGCGCCGGCCGGUGCUGUCCCGGAGGCAGGCGCGGCCCUGCUCUCGUCUCUGCCGGCGGAUGUGGCCACAGGUGUGACCAAGGCCAACAAUGUGCAGGCCGAGGUGCAAGCAGCCAAGCCUCUCCCCACUGCCGACCUUUCUGCGGCCCAUCCAUCGGAUGUGUACCCGCUCGAGACGCUUGUUCCGAACGGCAACUCGACGCUCAGCCAGUUGAAUGGAGUCGACGAGUGGAAACAGCAGGUGGAGGCCGGGCUCGGGGUCAGCACGUACUCGCGCUAUGCGUCUAACCGCAUUCCGGCAGUGGUCAGCUCGGACAACGCAACGCAUCUGCAAGUGUUGCGAUUUAUCCAGCUGCUCAUGGAAUUCGCGCGCUCGCUCAAGAACAUGGGCCGCGACGCCAAAGGCGGCGGCCCCGGCAGCAAACGGCUGCCGCCGCGCGAGGACCUGCGCCGCAUCCUCAGCAACGUCACUGGGGCACCCAAGGGCGCAGCCAAGCCAGCAGAUAAUGCCGCCACCGCAUCCUCGGAUCUGCUCCCGGAGUCUGUGGUCGACGCCGUGCGCCGCCGCUUUGCGCCCAACGGUGGUUUCCUCACCAAGCACGACUUGACGCUCCUGCACACGACCAUCUGCGCGCUCACCCUGCAUAUUCCCCCGCAACCCGCCCGCGACGGCGGUUCCAGCUCGCUGGGCGGCAACGCACCCAACGAACUCGCCACUGACCCCUCAGACCUGCGCGAUGACCUGCGCGUCGACUCCAAUACUAUUUACCAGUACUUCCGCGAGCUGGGCUGCCGCAUUGACCGGCCCCGUGAGACCGAGUUUGCCAAGUGGAACAUCAAGGGUGGCCGGGCUGAGGCCAAUGCUCGUCGCGUUGCGCGCCUGCGUGUCCCGGUUGAGUUCCCCAAGGUCAGCCGUGGAGGGCGGAAGUAA
Penicillium alfredii is the source of this 1506-nucleotide messenger RNA. RefSeq names its product DNA-directed RNA polymerase I subunit RPA49. Gene Ontology annotation, cellular component: RNA polymerase I complex. Gene Ontology annotation, molecular function: DNA binding. Bases 1 to 1506 code for a protein of 501 amino acids. Gene Ontology annotation, biological process: nucleolar large rRNA transcription by RNA polymerase I; RNA polymerase I preinitiation complex assembly; transcription elongation by RNA polymerase I. The transcript has 3 exons. Lineage: Eukaryota; Fungi; Ascomycota; Eurotiomycetes; Eurotiales; Aspergillaceae. The record is from RefSeq and is a predicted model, not a curated record.